AUGACCUCUUUAAACCACAAUACUAACUUGUAUGGUAAUGGUGAUGGUGGUGAUGGUCUUGACCAGUUGUCUCAAGCUUUGAAAAAGUUGAUUGAGGAGGCUAUUGAGAAGGCUAAAAAGAGUCUUGAAGCCGAAAAAAAUAAACUUGAAUGCCCUGUUAAGUAUAAGGGAGAUGAGUCCACUUGCCAGUAUUUUCAGAAGAAAGUUGAUGAAGUUAAAAAUUUGAAGUCCUCCCAAAAUAACUCAAAUAAUGAUGAAAAGUACUAUCAGAAAUUCAUUGAUGACUGCCAAUCUUCCCACUCCCGUCUUUAUGACGAUGCUACUAAAAAAGCCUUGGAUGGCAUUAAAGAGCGUGAGAAUCAACUUGAAAAACUUAAAAGUCAGCUUAGCAUUUUUACUGAAAAAAAUAACUCAGAAGAAUGUAAAAAACUUCUAGAAAAUCUCUGCACUGGCCUCGAAACCUUCCUAGGCUUCAAUCCAGAAUCCAAAGGCUACGACGGCUCUGGGAUUGUGUACUCCGACCUGGACAGGCUGUGUGACGGGGUGAUGGGAUUUUUGAGUGGUGUGCUUGGUGCGGUGAAAAACGAAAAUGAAGUGACAACUUAUGAUACAGAUAAGAGUAAAGACAUUAAUACAGUUAUUAACACCUUAAAUACUAAUAUUGGCUCCGGGCGUGAAGGGCUUGUGGAGUCUGUCGGCGCGGUGAAGGCGUGGUUGGAGGGGUAUGAUACUACCUUAACUCAAAAAACUAAUAAUGUUACUAAGCACUUAGAUACACUUAGCAAAAAUAUUGACAACAAUAUUAAUGAAUUUAAUAGCAUUAGUUCCUAUAAUGUUUUUCAACAACAUGAUGCGUGCAGAUUGAUGGCAACGAAAAUGACCGCCAAUGUCAAUGAGAGUAAAGAGGCGUUAAAACAGUUAGACAAAAACGCACAAAAGAUGUUAACGCCGCCGUUAAAUUCAAUUCAUCAAGCCGUUGAUGCUUUUACUAAAUCAGCCGAAAAUAAUGACUUGCAGGUGUUGAACACGACGGCGCGGGAGGAACUUGCCAAUUUGAAAACGCUGCUCGAAGGUGAAGUCGCGGCGCGUGUAAAUGAGAUGGCGACGAAUAUAGAUAAUGCUUUUGAAGGGAAAAUUCAUGGUCCACUAACGAGUGUUAAUUCGGAAUUGAUGAAGUCUAGAAAGACAUUGGAGGACUGGAUAUAUAAUGCUUAUUGGAUCUUGAAAAAGGCCAUUGGAAAUGUGGAAAAAAUUGUCAAACUGCUCAACAAUACUUCCGAUAAAAGGGAGAAAGAAAAAGUUGAAAAGGCGGCAACAAAAUUAAAAGAUAAAGCUGAUAAGUUGUAUAAUGUUGUAAUACAAGCCAAAAAAAAGCUUGAGACAACAGUCGAAGAAGCGCUCGGCGUUGUUAAAAAAAUGGACGGAGAACUGAAAUGGGAGUUGGGGAAAGUGAAAAGUGGGAUACAGAAUAGAUUUAACGCUUUCCAGCUGAAUUUAGCGGGGAUAAAAGACUUAGAGGAAAAUGUCAAGGAGGGGUUGUGGAAUUUGAGAGGUCAAAUUAAGCAAGGAUUAGACGGCAAUAUUCAAAGUAUUAUUGUUGGCAUUAAAGCUGAAAUUAAAAAAAUUAUAAAGGGUGACGCAGAACUCAACGACAGCGAUGGUCUGUCAGGAGUCAAAGAGAAGCUCGUGAAGGGUUACGCUGAUGGGUUUAAUGGUGAGGAAAAGUUUGCAGAUAAAGUGAUGGAAUGGAUCACGAAGACGUUGACGGAGAACGCAAUGGUGAAGUCUAGGAUCGAGAAAUACGUACAGGAUAAUACUGAUGUUAAUGGAAAACUGAUGAAUUCAUAUAAGCAUCGCGACAGUAGUACUGGAAAUUACACGGCGUUAAAUGACAAAAUCGCAAACAUCAUUAAAGCUAACAUAAAGCAGAAGCUUACUAACGAAUUAUUCAAAUCUGACAAAGGCUUUCCUCUUGCAAAUGCAAAUAUGAAAGCGUAUGUUGAAUACGUCAAGCACAUCUGCGAGAAGUUUACCGAAAGACUGGGGAGUGUGAUCAAGGAGCCUGAUAUUAGUCAUCCUACUCACGUUGUGAAUAUUAUCGUGGGAGAAAUCAACAGCACUUCUGGUCAAAUGGCAGGUGUCUUUGAAAAAAUCCCUACUGACAACCAUAAUAUUCCCAUGGUUGUCCGCUACACUCUUACCUCCCUUCAGUCUAAAGCCAAUCAGGUUGCUAAAGAACUGCAAUCAUUUGCACUCACCAAUGGUGUAACCAGGGGAGGCAGCCGAGGCGGCCUUGCAGGCAAUUUGGACAGUGCGCUUAGCGUCGCUGAAAAACUCGAUCAUAAUCUCGACAAGAAUCGUGGUCAUGCCCCUGGCACGGAAGCAAAUUAUGCAGACAAGGUUACUAGUGAAAUAGAGAGAGUGUUAACGGAUAAUAUAGCGCAGAAUAAAAACGGCGUGAAAUUUACGUCUGAACCUAUGAAAAAGUUCGACUUGACUCAGAAACAACUAACAGCAAUAUAUGAAAAAGAGUUCGACGCUAAAACUGCAAACACACUUGCAGCAGAACUUAACAAACAGUUGCCAGAUGUCGAAGGUGGUCCAGAUCUCAACGGAUUUGCUGGUCUCGGUGAUUCAAUUAAAGUCGAUCUGAGAAAUGCUCCUAGCUUCACAAAUUACAAUACGUACAUCAAACCAGCAGCUGCUAAUAUGGCCAAGAUGAGCGGCGCUGCAGGCGAAGGCAAGUUACCUGAGGCCAUCAAAAAAAUUCAAAAUCAGGUAGACGGUAUCGAUCAUUUGGGGAAAAUAACUAUUGUUGACGGCAACGAUGAUGAUAAGUUUUACAAAAACAGCUUCGACACACUGUUAUCCACUUUCAACACGCAACUUUCCGUUUUCAUUACCGCAGUCAAAGAUCUUGUUCAAGACGGCACUACCCCGGUGAAUAUCCUUCCACCUGCUGAAUUGUCCAAACCGAAGAAUACCGAUAGUGUCCGCCACUGCCUGCGAGAUUUAGAGCAGAUGAUAGAGAUAAAAGACGACGCGGCAUAUACGAUCAAGUCGAGAACUGACAAAAACGAUUCCACUAUAUCAGUUGCAGGCCUCCAGAAAAUUCACAAAGACAUUCUUAAGAUACUUGGUGGCGACUUUGCCAAAAACCCUAAUAAGCACAACUUGGCGGGCAUCCUUGUCGAAGCCGAGAAAUUCCAUUCCACUGUUAUCGCGGCACGGGCCGACGAAACCAUUGCAACUAUUAAGGACUACCUCACUGAUGCAUGUAAAAGAGCGGUAAAUAAUAUCAAGCGAACAGCGCAAGAAAUCUACGCAUCCCGUAAAAAGAGGGAGCUCGAAGAAUUAAAAAGCAUUGUGGACAGUCAGAAAUCUGAAAUCCAAAACAUCAUCGACAAAGACAUAGCGUCCGGUAUAAAGUGCCUACUGUCAAUCAUGGACGGUAACCAUGAAAUGGUUGCUCAGAUCCCUCGCCAAAAUGACUUCAACGCGGCGUGCAACUACUCCCGUUGGUACCUCGAUCCGUUUUUCGACUACAUCUUGCAGCAAUCCAUGACCCCUCCACUGUCCCCUACUGGGCAUGUCAAGCAUAACUCCAACAGUGAUAAUGUUGAAAAGCUGCAAAGGAAGUUGGACACCUUGCUCACCAAGCUUCGCGAAUCAAACCACUUCGACCGUACAUUUACCGACAACCUUGCCGCACUCAAACAGCUACUCACCACUUUCCCUCCUUCCUCGUUCUACGGCAUUUUCAACGGCGCGCUGCUUGAUGGCUUACGUGCCGGGUUGGACGGGCUGUGCUCACAGUUGUGCUAUGCAUACGUUAAUACUUAUGACGGUCGAACGGUUCGCGAGCUGAUUAAAAACCUUAAACAUGAAGCCGGCGGAAAUAAAGUUGACGCGAUCUAUGACCUGACUGAUGACGGUCGAAAGGCGGCUAAGGUGUGCCUCACUGCACUUAUGACAGUAUAUCACGAUUUUGCCCACUUAAGAGACAAUUAUCUGUCGCACGCUUGGCAUAGAGAUCGUAUCAACAGGUCCAAAAAUUUGGGUAAUUUCUUCAAUACUCGUGGCUUUAUUGUGUCUGAUGAGAGUCGCCAGAACGGUGAGCUGCAAGACAAAAGCACGAUGAAGGGAACCAACGUGAUUGAACUGCUCAAACGUGAUGGUAAACUGUUUAAUAAUAUUAACAGUCAUAUCUUCGCCGGUACUGUAACCAAACUGCAUGAUUACCUAGAGAUAUAUUACCAGGUGUGCCACAUGGCUACUCACUCCGCAACCCGGCAGCCGUGUUCCGUUAAUGACAUGCUAAUAUGGUUUUGCGGUCUGCCUUAUAACAAUGCGCAUAUUACGUUGUUAGGUGACGGAAUAAGUAGCUUACUUGAUAACCCCGCUAAAGCACUAGGCGGCGAGGAUGAUGUACCCGUGUUUGACAUAACAGCCACGUACCUGAAUGCUUAUCCGAAGAAAGUUACAUACGCAAAUUUCGACACCGUACUCGACCACCUCUGUUCUCAAUCGUAUAUUUUGUUGACAAAAAUCAUUGGUACCGGCAACGCCCACACUCUCUAUGCUAGCGACUACUGCAACAACGCACUGAAUUUCAGAUACCCCGCGACCGGUGAGGAAUGUCUUGAUAUGCUGUUGGACAUCCUACGCAGAUUGUUCCCGCCACUUAAAUAUUUGUUGACGCAAUGCAGCAACAAUGCUAGCAAUUUCGGCUGGCGCGAUUGCCCCUACGGCAAGGAUGUCCCUACGGUCAAAUGGCCAUGCAAUGAGCACUCAAACGAGAAACCUAGAGACCAACCAAAAGGCCAACCAAACUGUAAACCAAAUUGCCAAGCAAAGUGCCAGGUAAAUUGUCAAUCAAAUUCGCCAUUAAUGUCUUACCUAUACGAUUGCUUACCCGGGCACCUGCCACAUCAGCUAAGCUCCAUCGGCUGCAAGUACACAUGCUCUACUUGCGCCACUGGUAAGACAGGAAUGCCGUGUCUAACACCGCUCGGAUUCAGAGGUUUCUCAGGUGACCCUAAGAUCGGCAAGAACUUAUGUGACGUUCUAACUAAAUUCUUUGAACAUGAGCAUUUGUCAUCGUUGCUCUCCCUAGCGCCCAAAGCGCCGAGCACAUUGCCCGAGCAUCUAAGUUUCACGUUAUCGCUUGUUAAACACUGGAAUAAUGGCGGUAGACAUCUCAUUCGGGAUGCGUUUACCAAGGCAAUCACCGACCAAUCCAUUGGCUUGUACGAGCAACCGGCAACCCUUACUAGUGCACUAUGCAAUGUCUACGGUAAUAUAAAGGGAGAGCAUCGUAAUAUUGGCUCUGACGGUAGUGAAGCUAGCUUGCCGUUUACAUCGCUGACUACAUCUUGCACAACGCAGGAUCAUUGUGCUCCAUACUUGCGAUCCCUGUGCGACGAUACUUACGCAUACUUAGUCAGCAAACAGGCUGGCACUUAUUUCUCAUGGGCAAUAUACUCACCAUGGACGUUGUGGAAAUAUGUGCAGUGCUUACUGACAGACUUCCAGAACAUAUCUUGUAAGGACUGGGGGUGCCGUGGAUGUGCCCGUGGUGAUCAAUGUAAGCGUGGCCAGCACGGACUUAGCGAUGAUAAAAAUAGAAAAUCUUACUGCCAAUGUCGUUCAAUAGUCGGAUGCAGAGGAACAUCUCCGACGUUCUACAGGUAUGGUUUCACUUACGCCUCCUCUGAAAAAUUGAUUAUCAAUGGCACUACGUGUUCUUCAUUCUUCGACCACCUGACAAGAGUACUUACAUCGCAGUAUAUGAAAGACUUGUUGACCGAGUGCGAUAAAUUCCUAUACUAUAUCCGCGCCCCCUUCAUCUGGCUCAACGUGGCCCUCUGGCUCCUCUCCCUCCUGUACCUCAUCCACAUCAUGGUCGUCCGCCUAGACCUGCUUCACAUCAAAUCGCAUUUGCACUCACCCUCAUCACAUCGCGUAGCCGCGCAAUCACUACUUGCCGCUGCACGUGUUAACAAGCUUAACAAAGUGUUUUACCUGCAACCAUAA
Babesia bigemina is the source of this 6036-nucleotide messenger RNA. RefSeq lists its product as hypothetical. The transcript has 2 exons. The record is from RefSeq and is a predicted model, not a curated record. The coding region runs from base 1 to 6036 and encodes 2011 amino acids. Gene Ontology annotation, molecular function: metal ion binding. Lineage: Eukaryota; Apicomplexa; Aconoidasida; Piroplasmida; Babesiidae.